Molecule: messenger RNA, 3571 nt
Organism: Triplophysa dalaica
Lineage: Eukaryota; Metazoa; Chordata; Actinopteri; Cypriniformes; Nemacheilidae
Product: NACHT, LRR and PYD domains-containing protein 1 homolog
Exons: 11
Coding region: 204-2789 (861 amino acids)
Biological process (GO): regulation of apoptotic process
Cellular component (GO): cytoplasm
Source: RefSeq, a predicted model, not a curated record
GUUGACUUCCUGUUUCUGUUUCACCUCAACGUUUGGGCGGACAAACCAGUGUUGCCAACUUGGUGACUUUGUCGAAAAGUAGCUACUUUCUGAAAAAGCCUUGGCGACUGAGCGCAACAUUCUGCUUCACUUCUACUGCCCCAGGAGAGCGAGUUUUUGCAUUCCCAGUUUUGGACAUCUUUCCCGAAUUCUUGUUGUGAGACAUGGAUGAUGACGAAAUUUGUGCUCAGUUUGUGGACUCUAACUGGGCGGAACUCGUUCAGAGGGUGGGCAUUGCGGUGAUGCCAAUAGCAGAUGAGCUUUGGUCAAAUAAAAUGCUGGGAAGCGAGUCUUACAGCAAGAUCAAAGUAGCAGCUACCAACCAGGAGAAAAUGAGAGUGUUGGGUGACGUCUUGCACUCCGGAGGAAACGCUGUUAAAUCUGCUUUUUAUUCUGGACUGGAAAAGCAUGCAGCGUGUCUACUUAGAGAUCUGAGUAUCACUGAGUAUCACCUGGACUCUGGGCAAAUACAGCCAUCAGGAAUAAACACGGUGAUUAAUCAAUAUAAAAGACAGAUUUGCACUGAGUACCAGCAUGUUAUGGAGUAUAACUCACUGCCCGGUGAACACGUGCUGCUGUGUCAGCGCUACAUUGAACCUUUGAUCAACAACAAAUAUAGAGAUCGAAAAGAAAGGGAGAAGGAGAUCUGCUCUAGAGGAGAGAGUUUCCAGGAUGUUCUCAGCUCCAGGAGCAGUAAUGAAUCUGUCCUGAACUCUCUGUUUGACCCAGAUGGCCGUGGAAUCACUCCUGGUGCUGUCAUACUGCAGGGAAACUCUGGCAACGGGAAAUCUUUUGCUGUGCAGAAGAUCAUGUUGGACUGGGCAUCUGGUAACCUCUACAGAAAGGAAUUUGAGAUUGUGUUUCACCUGAAGUGUAAAGAAAUCAACUGCAUUCUUGACACAAAGAGUUUGGUGGAGCUCUUGAGCUGGAGUUGCGGUUUAACUUCACAUCAGAUCUCACUGAUGUUACAGAAGUCACCGGAGAGAGUGAUGUUCAUUAUUGAUGGGUUUGAUGAACUUAGACUCACAGAGGAGAUUUAUAGCAUGACACCACCCACAGAUCCACACCAGAGAUGUUCACCUGAGCUCACUCUUUGUGCCCUGCUGAAGAGACACGUCCAGUCAGAGUCCUUCCUCUUGGUCACCACCAGAUCUACAGCUACAGACACACUAACCAAGCUGCUCAAAACACCUUACAGUUUUACUGAGAUAAUGGGCUUCUCUGAACAAGGGGUGGAGGAAUAUUUCCAGAAGUUCUUUCAGGAUAAGGAACUCUUCAGAAAGGCUUAUAAGUUUGUGAAGGCAAAUGAAAUCCUGUUGAAUGCCUGUUCAAUUCCUGUUAUCUGCUGGAUCAUCUGCACAGUUAUCAGAGAAAGAUUCAAUGAUGGUGCAGAUGUAACAAGUGGUCUGGAAACAGCCACAUCCAUAUAUGUUGACUUUGUGUUCACUCUACUGGAACAUCACUGUCAGGGUUUGAGUGAGUCUGUCCCGACCCUGCUGAAGAGUCUGGGUCAACUAGCGGAGAGUGGGAUGAUGAAACAACAAGUUAUGUUUGAUGCACAGACUGUCUAUGGGACAAUGCAGAAUCCCGCUUGCAGUCCGUUUCUGUGCAAGUUUCUCUUUAAGAAAAGGACCCGACAAGAGACGAUGUUCAGCUUCAUGCAUCUCAGCUUUCAGGAGUUCUUUACUGCUUUGUACUUUGUAUUUGUGGAUGAUGGCCAGUCCAUGAUGAAACUAACCCAGCUAUCUUCCUUUAAAGAUAGGCCUGAUGUUUAUAAUCAUGCCCCACCACGUUUUGCUGAUGUGAUGAAGUUUGCUUUUGGCUUGUUAAAUGAGGAUGUACAAUGCACACUUGGGAAACAUGGUCUGUUGGUUGAUAAAAACACACAAGCCUAUCUGAAAAAAUGGUUCCUUUAUGAGCUUGAUUAUUCCUAUGCACCAUUAAUGUUUAACUAUCUCUAUGAACUCCAUGAAUCAAGCUUUGUGAAAGAAGUUAUGCAGGACUGGGAUUACAUUUAUGCACAUGGUCAACACUUCAGAAGAGCAGAUUGUUGGGCGCUGGUGUAUUGUACUCAGUGGAGCCACAGCAUCGGAGAAAUCUUCGAUUUAUAUUUAGGAUCACAAGAGUUGUCUAUUAGUCUGCCUGUUCUCCGCAAGGUUAAGGACUUACGGUUAACCGUAACGGAACCAUCAGACUCUGAUCUUACUGAUCUGAUGUGUGCUCUUACAGAAAGACAGACCCUGAGCUCACAAAGUAUUGAUGUUAGCAUUCAAGACUCAUCUUUUUACUCCCUUUCUUUGUCAGUCAGUGAAGAGCUGUUCAGUAUUGACAUCUCUUGGAACGUUGAUGAUUAUGUGGUUCGGUCACUUCGUCUCACUCUGCCAUGUUCAGAGCCUAUCGACGGGACAAAACUUUUUCAAACAUUUCCCCUCAUGGAUUUGGAUGCCUUGAUGUCUGCCAUCCAAUCUUUGUCUAAACUAAAAAUGGUGGAACUGAAUGUAGGCUACCUGAAUGCAAACUUAUGUGUUGGGGCCCUCUCAAUCAGCCAGAAUUGCCCUGAUCUAACAAAACUCAGAAUAAAUGCUGACUCUAUACUUGAAGAUGGAAUCAGGAUCUUGCAAAGUGCACACACAAGGCCAAAUUGCACUAUGACAUUUAAAGGGUACAGAUGCGACCAAUACGUCAAAUUGACAGUCAGUUGUCAGGGCUUUUCUGAUGAGAAAUUGCGAAAGCCUUUGUUUCGGGACUAAAGCUACAGCUAAGUGAACUACAGAUGGGACAGAAGUUCUUAAAGCUUUGGAUGGAGACAGAAAUAUGAAAUACAUAAAGUGCAGAUAUUGAUGUUGUAUAUGGUAAUAGUUAUUAGUUUUUACUUUUACUAAAAAUGUUUAUGAAGAUGUUCUAAAUGCAUAAAAAAUAUAUUUCCUAAAUAUAUGUACUUGUCACUAUACAUUACUGGUGUAAUGUUCUCUUUGCAGUAUUUAGGGUCUGAAAAAAAACACAAAGCAACUUUUCUGUUGUUUUGACCCGUUUCUCCAGUUUAUAUUUUCUGCAAAUAAAUACAAAUAGAGACUAUAAUUUAUUUGAAAUUUGGUAAAAAAUAUUGUAAGUAGAUAACAGAAUUAAAUAAAAAUGAUAAUUUUACCUUAACACACAUAGGCUACCUAUAAAUAGUAAAUUUUAAAAUCAGAAAAACAGCCUCUGAAAUGUUCUCCUAUUUUGCCGUGGCUGUACAUAUAUUAUAUAUACUGCAGGGCCAAGAAAGUUGCUAAUUGGUCUAAAGUUGAAUCAUUAUUCCAAAAGUCAAUAUGUUUCAUUUGACAUAAUGCAGUGUAUAUGGUUUACGACAUGGUUAUCUAAGUUAUAAUGUUAAGCUCCUCUGCUCAUGAGUUAUCUCAUGAGGUUGGAGGGAAUCUCACUUCUUCCGGCUCAUCGGCAGUUUCUGGCAGCUCUUGCCUUUGAUGUUUGCCUUUGUAUUAAAGCACUGUGUUUGCCUGUGUUCAUUGUCUGGUUUUAUCUUGUGUUACAUGUG